CACCAUUAUUUCUCUGACUACACCUUCUACUUCAUCCCUGAACCCAUAGCGACGGACACCCAGUCGCUCCCACAGAACAAUCAAAAUCGACCGACUACUAGGCUCAUACAAAGCUCCGCGGGCUGCUACUCCGAGCACCAACAUGGACCGCGGACGGAGACAAAGCGGCGCGACCGUGCCCACCAGAGACCGCGACGACGAAGACUUAUCGGACGCCUCACCAAGACAAUCCCACACACCCCCCGCCGAAUCCAAAAAAGACAAAAAACGUCGCGAUCUGGGCGAUAGACUCUCAACCCUAACAGCCUCCUUCUACAACUCCCGCGAAGCCCAAUUCCGACAAACACUCUCCAACCUCCAAGCAGAACUCGAAUCCCUACAUGACGGAACACACCCGCUCUUCGUCGACGGCGUCGCAGAUCUAGGUGUGGCUCGCGAUGAGGAGUUGGUACGGUUACAUUGUAUGCGGGAUUAUGCGCUCGAACGGGCGGAUGCGGAGUAUGAGAGAGAGGUGGAAGCGGCGGAACAAGAGUACAUCGAGAAGAAGCGGAGUAUCAGGGAAAAAGUCUUGGCAGGCCUCAUCUCUCGCCGUCAACGGAUUCGAGAAGAUAAGGAGCUCGUGGAUAUAUCGACAGACAGUAACCUCCUCCUCUCGAUCACGUCCAUGAGUGACGCGAUUGGAGCGACGGAUAUGCUCCCCGCCGAAUCCGCACGGAAAUCACGACGAAACAUGCCUGGGCGCGCACUGGAAGAACUCCUCGGAUCAUCCUCGAACGGGAAGAAGAGGAAAGGUACACCACUCGUCGACGAAUGGGGCAUGGAAAAGGAAAAACAACGUACCGGACGUCCAGAACGCGAAAAAGCAUUCUCAUUCCAGGGUCAAGCCAAGGAAAUUGACAUCAACGAAGACCUGAUGUACAUCCGCAAAAUCACCGGCAAGAAGCCCGUACGAGCAGCAGCAGAAGCGAACGGCAACGGUCACAAAGGUUUGAAGAAAUAGCCAUACCGCAACUUUAGCCUUAAGUAUAGGGUUUUGGGGGGACUGGUAUUGGGUUAAGGUUAGGCUUUAGCAAGGUGCAAUAAUGUGCGUCUUAUUAGAUGAUCAAGAUAAUGCUUUUUCUCCAUGAGUGCUAUACAAAAAUGCCGUUUGUUACAUGACCCAAAUCACACAAGUUAU
Molecule: messenger RNA, 1177 nt
Organism: Saitoella complicata NRRL Y-17804
Lineage: Eukaryota; Fungi; Ascomycota; Saitoellomycetes; Saitoellales; Saitoellaceae
Exons: 2
Coding region: 143-1000 (285 amino acids)
Biological process (GO): negative regulation of transcription by RNA polymerase II
Cellular component (GO): Sin3-type complex
Molecular function (GO): histone deacetylase binding
Source: RefSeq, a predicted model, not a curated record